Oikopleura dioica is the source of this 294-nucleotide messenger RNA. The record is from the annotation of a GenBank genome assembly. NCBI's taxonomy places the organism in Eukaryota, Metazoa, Chordata, Appendicularia, Copelata, Oikopleuridae.
AUGAAGGUUUUCGCUGCUCUCUCCGCCGUCGCCCUCGCUCAGGAUGUCCGACAAAUGAGCUCUCACGAACGACUCGACUCUGUCUCUGAGAACAUCAACACCUGGAUUGAUACCUACAUCUCCGACCACAACCGAGUCAACAAGUACAGAGACCAAUUCACCAAUCUUGUCAACUACCUUGACGCCAAGUUGGAUAUGCAGUGCGCUGGAGAGAACCAAGACGAAGUCGAGCAACUUGCUGCUGAUGAUGCUAUCGUCGAGCUCGGCGCCGAGGAGAGAUCCGAAAGCGAAUGA